CCAACUCUUUCUGCCGCGGCCCGCCGAACUCGCGGGCAGCCGAACCGCCAGUGACGCCCGCAGAGCUCCGGGUGCCAGCGCGGGGGGCCAUGCCGUGUGGGAGGGAGGAGGAAGAGGAAGCCGGCGAGGAAGCGGAGGAAGAGGAGGACAGCUUCCUCCUCCUGGAGCAGUCGGUGACGCUGGGCAGCUCGGGCGAGGUGGACAGACUGGUAGCCCAGAUCGGCGAGACACUACAGCUGGACGCAGCACAGGACAGCCCGGCCUCCCCGUGCGCUCCGCCGGGGGCGCCGCUGCGACCUCCGGCGGCGGUGCCGGCAGACAAGGCCUGGGCUCCGGCGGUGCCGCUGCUGUGGCCGCCGGCGUCGGCUGAGGUCGUGGGCCCGGCUCUCCCAGGGACUCUGCGCUGCGCCCUCGGGGACCGCGGGCGUGUGCGGGGCCGGGCUGCGCCCUACUGCGUGGCCGAGCUCGCCGCAGGCCCCAGCGCGCUGCCCGGGCCGUGCCGGCGAGGAUGGCUCCGGGGCGCCGUCGCCUCCCGGCGCCUUCCCCAGCGACGAUGGACCCAAACCGGGGCACACGCCGGCGAUGACGACCCUCACCGACUCCUGCAGCAGCUCGUGGUCUCGGGAAACCUCAUUAAGGAGGCUGUGCGGAGGCUCCAACGAGCCGUCGCCGCAGUUGCAGCCACGGGCCCGGUAGGAACACCUGGGCCUGUGGGAGGCCACAGCGGACCGGACCCUGUCCCCUUGCAGCCCUCCGGCGCCUUCCUCUGACCCAGGCCCCCUGGAGGAAGAGGAGGUCGCUGCAAAGACCCAGCAGCGACCCACCACCCCUAAGCUGAAGCCGCCGUCGCUAUCCUGAGAGUCACCGCGUAGGCUGCGGAGAGGCGCGUGGGGAGAGGCCUAAAGAUGAGAAACUACCCAUCCCGGUGAUGCUCUUAGAGAAAACAUAAGAAAUGCCCGAGCCAGGGCGCGUCUUUGGUGCAUGAGAAUUUCCCCUGCCAUCGGGGCCAAAGACCUGGGAUAAACUGGGAGAACUGUGGCAGCUACUUACAUCGACUUGUACCUGACUUAGCCCGUGGGGGCGUCGUGAGCUUGGAUUGUUCAAAGAGAGGGCUCAAAGGGGCGGUAUUCGCAAGAGCUUUAUAACAAUACUUGAAAACUAAUGACACACAUACAUUUUCUUGUUUUCUGGGGGAGGAACUUAGUGAAAGUGGUGCUAUAAUUGCUGUGCAAAGAAAUUUCGAGGGGGUAGAAGAAUGUAAAAAGCUUGGCGGUGGGUGGGUUGGCAUCACCCCCUUUCUCCCACCUAAUUGGUGGCCGGUGAAGGUGGAGAUAGGAACUCUAGCUAGGAGACUCAGGAAGGGAGAUGGAGGAACAUUUUGAAAGUGGAAGAGUUGGAUUUAAAUGUGGACUUUUAAGUGACUUGACCUUGCCACUUGUGGUUCAAGGUUAUGGUCUGCUGCAGAUGGGAAUGUUUGGGGGUUCCUGGGAGAGCUAACUCACCCUGGGUAUCUUUUCCUCUUGCUCCAAGGAGAGCCCUGUUUAUGCUUUGCUAUUGCUUGGAGUCUCCUGAGAACCCACAGAUAGAGGGACACACACAGAGAGGGACGUGUGGGGAGAGUUAUCUGCUUUUUCUGUUUUUCUCUUUCCAGAACUACUACUGCCAUUGUUGGCCAUGUCAGGAGCUUUCUCAGAAACGGUCAUAAACAGUCGCUUGAGUUUGUCCCGGUCCUCACUGUCAACCUUUCUUACCCUUUCUGCGGCAUCUGUGGGCCUAAGCCUCUGUGGGUCCUUGCUUGCACAAUUGGUUUUCUCCUGCUAUCCCAGCUCUUCUUUUUUGAACGACUGAAAUUGUUUUUUAAAAUGUGACUCUCCCAGAGGAGAAACCUCUGGCUUUACCCUUGUGAAACUUGAGGGCACUUUAUUAAGGUGUCACCCCCACACUUUAAGGUAGCUAAACCAAUUUUUUUUAAAGAUUCAAUGGCUUGUUCAUCCUCCAGAUGUAGCUGUUGACGUACACUUCGCAACGGAGUGUCUGAAGUUGUGAUGGUCCUGAUUUAUAGGAUUUCUUAAUUAAAAUGUCUACUGAAUAAAUUUGGAUUUUCUUUUGGA
Molecule: messenger RNA, 2111 nt
Organism: Otolemur garnettii (small-eared galago)
Lineage: Eukaryota; Metazoa; Chordata; Mammalia; Primates; Galagidae
Gene: FRAT2
Product: FRAT2, WNT signaling pathway regulator
Exons: 1
Coding region: 90-770 (226 amino acids)
Cellular component (GO): cytoplasm
Source: RefSeq, a predicted model, not a curated record